Molecule: messenger RNA, 999 nt
Organism: Fusarium poae
Lineage: Eukaryota; Fungi; Ascomycota; Sordariomycetes; Hypocreales; Nectriaceae
Exons: 2
Coding region: 1-999 (332 amino acids)
Molecular function (GO): FMN binding
Source: RefSeq, a predicted model, not a curated record
AUGAUAAUCAGAGCCUACACAGCGGUGAGAUACGCCACAAGAUCCAGAUGUUCAACAGCACAAACAUACAAGCAGAUGAGAAACAUACAACAGUCAGCAUAUAGACUUACCUCCUCAGUUGCGGCUGUCGCCUCUAAACCCGCAUUCUCAGCAGUCCAGCCUGUUACCAACUUUGCAGAGAAAAUAGCCAAUCGUCCAGUUUUCGACAAGUCUAACAAACCUAUCGAAGUAACAAAGUCCCCUGAUCCAUCCUGGACAUAUGGAGACGGUGUUCGCACUGGAGAGAUACCCGCCAUCAACAAAAUCCACAAAGAAAUCGACCCCUACUCUCCUGAUAGAUCCGUCAGCCAGAACUAUCGUCUUUUGAUAUCUGGCAUCGCCCCUCGCCCAAUUGGUUUUAUCAGCACUGUUUCCGAAGAUGGGAAAACAAAGAAUCUUGCGCCGUUUAGUUAUUUUCAAAUGGUUGACCAUGAUCCGCCAAUGUUUAUGGUUAGCUUUUCGUCUCGACAUGGCCGUAUAAAGGAUACAUAUCAGAACAUGAAAGAUACCAAAGAAUGUGUCAUAAACACUGUUUCUGAAAACAUGAUAGAAGCUGUCAAUUCUUCUUCAAUUGAUGCUCCUUAUGGGAUUUCAGAGUGGGAUAUCACUGGUUUGACUGAAGGUGAAACGACGACAGUGAAACCUUCACGAGUUAAAGAGUCGGUACUUUCUAUCGAGGGAAAAGUUGUGGAUAUCAAGGAAUUUGAAGGACAUAAGCCAGGCAUGAGUGGGUCCGCCAUCUUUCUGGUAGAGGCAACGAGGCUCUGGGUUCAGGAAGACGCAGCGAAUGAGGAUUUCAGUCAUAUUGAACUUGACAAGCUAAGACCAAUUGCACAGCUUGGUGGAAUGUCUUAUGGGCGAGUAACGUCUAUUUUUGAACUUCCUCGCACUCGAUGGGUGGAUGAGCAGCCGAAGAGCGAGUUCUUGUCUGAUUUGGAGGUUCAAAGAUCGGAUAGAUAA